AUGGCUGGUGACGCUCCAAAUACUAACCCAUUAUCAAUGAACCUCUUCCUUAAGUACGGUAUGGCUGGUGCUUUAGGUUGUUCAAUCACCCACAGUGCCGUCGUUCCAUUAGAUGUCGUCAAGACUCGUCUCCAAACCAACCCAGGUAAAUAUGGUGGUAUGGUCAGUGGUUUCAAAACUAUCAUCAAAGAAGAAGGUGCUGGUAUGUUAUUACAAGGUUUAGGUCCAACUGCUGUUGGUUAUGCUUUACAAGGUUUCUUCAAAUUCGGUUUCUAUGAAGUCUUCAAGAAAACUUACGGUGACUUUGUUGGUGCUGAAAACGCCGCUACCUACCGUAUGGGUAUCUGGUUAGCUGCCUCAGCCACUGCUGAAACUAUUGCUGAUAUUGCUUUAUGUCCAAAUGAAGCUUGCAGAAUUCGUUUAGUUGCUGAACCAGCUUUCGCUAAAUCACCAGUUGAAGCUUUCGGUAAAAUCUUAAAACAAGAAGGUAUCAUGGGUUUAUACAAAGGUUUACCACCAAUUUUAUUAAAACAAGUUCCAUACACCAUGGCUAAAUUUGCUGUCUACGAAUUUACAGCUGAAAGUGUUUACAAACAAUUAGAAAAAUCAGGUUUAUCAAAAGACAAGAUGACUGAUGGUCAAAAAUUAUCAGUUUCAUUAGGUUCAGGUGUUGUUUCUGGUGUUGUUGCUGCUAUUGUUUCACAACCAGCUGAUACCAUUUUAUCAAAGAUCAAUCAAGAAAAAACUGACGGUGGUAUUUCAAAAGCUAUUGGUAACAUCAUUAGACGUUUAGGUUUCUCAGGUUUAUUCUUAGGUGUUGGUACUCGUUGUUUCAUGGUUGGUACCCUUACUGCUGGUCAAUUCUUCAUCUAUGAUGGUAUCAAACAAAUGUUAGGUAUCACUGCUGCCAAAAAAUAA
This is a messenger RNA of Dictyostelium purpureum, 918 nucleotides long. RefSeq lists its product as uncharacterized. The record is from RefSeq and is a predicted model, not a curated record. Bases 1 to 918 code for a protein of 305 amino acids. Gene Ontology annotation, molecular function: phosphate transmembrane transporter activity. Lineage: Eukaryota; Evosea; Eumycetozoa; Dictyosteliales; Dictyosteliaceae. Gene Ontology annotation, cellular component: mitochondrial inner membrane. The transcript has 5 exons. Gene Ontology annotation, biological process: mitochondrial phosphate ion transmembrane transport.